This is a messenger RNA of Medicago truncatula (barrel medic), 1609 nucleotides long. Its product is annotated as polyadenylate-binding protein-interacting protein 9. Lineage: Eukaryota; Viridiplantae; Streptophyta; Magnoliopsida; Fabales; Fabaceae. Gene Ontology annotation, molecular function: RNA binding. Bases 421 to 1317 code for a protein of 298 amino acids. The record is from RefSeq and is a predicted model, not a curated record. The transcript has 10 exons.
ACAAGGAAGGGCCAACAAGACACUGUAAGCUAAAGCCAAAGCCUUUGUUAUUCCAAACUCUCUCCUCUCUCAUCUCUCUCUCUUUCUCUCUCACAGAUGAUUCAUCAAAAAACCCUAAUUCUCUUCAUUUCCAUUUCUGGGUCAAUGUAAUAUUUUCCUAAAACCAAUUUCUUAGUAUAUUAUUAAAUAAGUGUGAUUUUGUUCGUUUCUGGUUUUUUCUCAAACUGGUUACUCAUAAAAACACUUGAUCACAUUUCUCCUUAUGUAAAUUCUACAUUUUUAAUUUAUUUAUCUAUCUGGGCUUCCAUAAAAAAGUGAUUAUCUUCACUUAAUCCGUUUUCUCUUUCCAUUUUCAUCAUAAAAAUUUCAUCUUUUUCAGCUUAACUUUUUAAGCGCUUUUUUAGGCUUUAAUUCUCUACCAUGGCCACUGUUAUCACUGCUGACAUUUCAGCUGAUGCCAACAAAAUGGACUCAAAACCAAAAGCUGAAUCUGAAUUCAGUGUUCAGAAACUUGUUGACAUGUUCACAAAGCUGAAUCCUUUGGCUAAGGAAUUUUUUCCUUCAUCUUAUUCUCCUAAUCAUGAUCAUGGCCGUCAAGGGUUUAAUCUCAUCACUCCUAACCAUUUUCUGGUCAACACUAAGCCUUCUGCUAAUGAUAAUAACCCAAAUAAUCGAAGGAGGAGAAACAAUUUUACCCAAGGGAGGAGAAGGUUGAACGGAAGAUCGCUAAAGGCUCAGAGAGAAGAUAGCGUUAGAAGAACUGUAUAUGUUUCUGAUAUUGAUCAGCAUGUUACUGAGGAGCGGCUUGCAGCCUUAUUCACCAAUUGUGGACAAGUUAUUGAUUGCCGAAUUUGUGGUGAUCCGCAUUCAGUUCUUCGUUUUGCUUUUGUCGAGUUUGCUGAUGAACAUGGUGCAAGGGCAGCUUUAAACCUUGGUGGUACUGUGCUUGGAUACUAUCCAGUGAGGGUCCUUCCUUCAAAAACUGCUAUCCUUCCUGUGAAUCCUACAUUCCUCCCCAGGUCGGAUGAUGAGCGGGAAAUGUGUACCAGGACUGUCUAUUGUACAAAUAUUGACAAAAAGAUUUCUCAAGCUGAAGUGAAAAACUUCUUUGAAUCAUCCUGUGGCGAGGUUACGCGCUUGAGGCUUUUGGGGGACCAGGUGCAUUCAACUCGAAUUGCUUUUGUGGAAUUUGCAAUGGCAGAAAGUGCCAUUGUUGCACUAAACUGUAGCGGCAUGCUUUUGGGAACUCAACCUAUCAGGGUAAGUCCUUCAAAGACUCCAGUGAGGCCAAGGGUUGCUCGUCCUGUAUCGCGUUAACCGAUCGGACAUUGUCCAACCAUGACUUGAGAGGAUAUUUAGUCAACUUUCCAGUUGAGACUUGUAUGGAAGAGGCAGUGAAACUGCCUUUUGUUUCCGGUUAUUUUCAUCUUGUUAUGUCACAACUGUUGUUACUUUUUUGUUACCUGAGCCUUUAAAUGUUCUGCACUCUAACUUAACUUUCUAGGUACCCCCAGUCUUGGUCUUAAACUAUUUUACUAUGUCAACAUUUAAGUUAUUUAGUUUCAGUUACUUGGUUAUUUGGAGCUAACAUCAAUUAUGCUUUUCACCA